This is a messenger RNA of Nicotiana tabacum (common tobacco), 969 nucleotides long. RefSeq names its product ethylene-responsive transcription factor 15. Gene Ontology annotation, molecular function: DNA binding; DNA-binding transcription factor activity. NCBI's taxonomy places the organism in Eukaryota, Viridiplantae, Streptophyta, Magnoliopsida, Solanales, Solanaceae. The record is from RefSeq and is a predicted model, not a curated record. Gene Ontology annotation, biological process: ethylene-activated signaling pathway; regulation of DNA-templated transcription.
AGAGAGGCAGUGGGAAAAGUCUUUGAACAAUAUUGAAAGUGUCAUAUCUCACACAUAUAAUUGUACAAUCCAUAAUAUAGCUUCCUCAAGUACUCCACACAAAAAUAACCUAUUCUUAUUCUCCUCUUCCUCAUCCAAUGCACCUUCUAUGUAAAUGUUAACUAUCCAAGAGUUUUUAUUGAAAUGUCAUGAAAAAUUAUUCAAUUCCUAUAUGGAAAUGGAAUUUCCAUCCCUUCAAAUUCAAUACCCAAAUUUCAAUUUCUUCCAAGAUCAAUCACCGUUACAAUGGAAUAAUGAACUUUUCUUAGAUCAUGACCAUUUGACUAAUUAUCCAUGGGAAAUUGACUCUGUCGAUGAAAAGGAAGAUCGUCAGGUACCAAGAAGUUCUUCAUCCUCAGACGUUACGAAUUCCUCGAAAAUACGCAAUCAUCAUGAAGAAGUUGACUCUUUCGACGAAAAGGAUGAUCGCCAGAUACCAAGAAGUUCUUCAUCCUCAGACGUUACGAAUUCCUCGAAAGGAAGCAAUCAUCAUGAAGAAGAGGUCACAUCACACAAUUCCACCCAAAAAAAAGACACAACAAAAGAAGAAAAGCACUAUAUAGGAGUUAGAAAAAGACCAUGGGGAAAAUAUGCAGCAGAAAUAAGGGACUCAACAAGAAAUGGAAUGAGAGUUUGGUUAGGUACUUUUAAUACAGCAGAAGAAGCUGCUUUAGCAUAUGAUCAAGCUGCACUUUCAAUGAGAGGUCCAUUGGCACUACUCAAUUUUCCUAUGGAUAAAGUAAGAGAAUCACUUGAAAAUAUUAAGUAUUUUUGUGAAGAUGGAUUGUCUCCAGCUGCUGUUUUAAAAGCAACAAAUAAAAUGAGAUGUGUGAAACAUAGGAGAAAUAGGAAGAAGAGAAAGAAGAAAACUGUUUUGGUUUUUCAAGACUUGGGAGCUGACUUGUUAGAUGAGCUUUUGAUGAGUUCAUC